Molecule: messenger RNA, 3667 nt
Organism: Vitrella brassicaformis
Lineage: Eukaryota; Vitrellaceae
Source: the annotation of a GenBank genome assembly
GAACGAGCGUAUCAGCCGCUCUGCUGAACCUCUUGGCGCUCAGCUGCCUGGCACUGCGAUGCGAGGCUCUUCGGUUCCGUGUCGGUGCUCUCCUCGGCACCAGAUGACUCUUGGCAGACACACAAGACAUACAACACGUAUACGAGAGUGCCGAAUGGUGCUCUGUGUCACCUGCGACUUACCUCCCGUUGGCCAAAUAGGGCAGCUGCAUCCAGGCCGGAGGGCGAGGGUCGAAUGAAAUAUGAGCCACAGGAUAUAAAAUGUAGACGGCGAUUUUCUUCUGAGACCAUAUGAGCAAACAUAUACGACCGUCGACAGGGUGUUUGUGCACACAUUCGGGGCCUCUCUGGUCACUCAGCCACACGUACCUUCCUGCCUCUCCUCCUGCUCCUGCUGGUCCAUCUGGGGCUCGGCCUCCUGCUGCUGCUCGUCUGCAGACAAGCCAGACACCCAAUGUCAUAUCUGUAACAGCCGUCCGUAUCCGUCAGUGGGCCCACUGACCGCUGCCGCCGACGAAGUGGCUGUCGUCGCCUUGGUAGCCCAGGAACCAGCUGGGGUGGCUGCGCACUGAGUGGGCAUAUUGGCCGUUGAAGCCCACCACCCACCAGAAUUCUGCAUCAAUCGGUACACACAGCCCAACACACAAGGGUGUCUGUGUGUGCGUUUGUCGAUAAUGUAUUGCCCCCGCACCCACCGUCGUCGUCCUGGUCGCCCUCGCCCUUAUCGCGGUCUCCCCGCUGCAGUGAGUGACUGAGAUUGUGAGUGUGUAGCAUUAUAAGCUGACAUCCAUCCAUCCAUCCGAAGGGCGAACGAAACACCAAACCACGCACUGAGGGAGGCAGUGAGGGAGCGGGGGAGUGAGUGAGUGAGUCGGGCAGGGAGAGAAGGGCGCGGCGCAAAACUGGCAGGCAGACAGACAGACAGAUAGACAGACAGACAGACAGAGAGCCAGCCAGCCACACAGCACAGCACAGCGGCAGCAGGCCUUCAUCAGCACCGGGUCUGUUCACACAGAGAGAUAACCAGAAGGGACCGACACAAAUCUACUCCACACAAUGUGUGUGUGCGUGUGUGUGGACAUCUUACCACGAUGUGCAGCCAGGUGUGUGUGUGCGGGCCCAACGGGCUGACAGACAAGACACCAGGUACAGAGAAACAAACAUGGCUGAGAUGCGGACACCAUUGCUGAGCAGUUCCUCUGGUCACUCCACCCACCACCAGGCGAUAAGCGACGGUACGUCUGGUUGUCCGCUGACAUGACACACAGCAGGAAGCAAAUGCGUUGAUGCGAACAUCAGCCAUUACGUAAUGCAUUCACAGUGUCCUCACCACCACAACGGGCGGGCGAACUUAAGUCCAGGACGCUUGAGCCCACAGGUACACAUACUGCUUCUGCUGCACAGAUGGAUAAACAUGGAGGGAGGGAGGGGCGUGUGUGCAGUCGAGUGGAUGAUACAUACCUGGAUGGCCGCCGGCUGCUGCUGGUCGUCCUGCUCGGCCAUCUGGCGGCGCUGCUGCUCGGCGGCCUCCUCCUCGGCCAUCUGGCGGCGCUCGGCCGCCUCCCGCUCCUCGUCUGCUGCAGACAGGCAACACACCCGAUGUCAUUUGUGUAACAGCCGUCCGUAUCCGUCAGUGGGCCCACUCACCGCUGCCGCCGGCGAAGGGGAUUUCAUCGCCGUAGUUGCCGAGGAACCACUGCGGGUGGCUGUGGACGGGGUGGGCGUAUUGCUGGUUGAAGCCCACCCACUAGAAGUCUGCAUCAAUCGGUACACACAGCCCAACACACAAGGGGUGUCUGUGUGCACAGUGAUGUGUCGCCCCCACACACAGACAUACCCUCGGGCUCCUCGUCGGUCCCCUCCCGCUCGGCCAGCUCCACAGCUGCAGCGACACAGACACAGUGAGCACGUCCAUCUCUGUCGUGUACGAUGAUCACUGAUUGAUUCCUCCUACCAGCUUGCAUCUCCGCCUCUGUGACGAAACGGCACGCAACACAUGCCAUGCCGUGGAGCAUACUUAUCGGCAGCAGGCCUUGACCGAGGGCCCUGCUCACACAGAGAGAGAUAAACACGAGGGAUCGAUACAAACUACCCCACACUCACCAUAUAAAUAUACAUGUGCAUGUGUGUGGACAUCUUACGGCGAUGUGUGGCGGUUUCGAUGUGUGAGGGCCCAAAGGUCUGACAGACAAGACACCAGACACCGAGUAACAAACAUGGCUGAGAUGCGGACACUAUUGCUGAGAAGAACCCACCAGCAGCCGGUAACCCAACGUCCGUCGCAUCGUCCCCUGACAACACACAGCAGGAGGCAAAUGCGUUGAUGCGCCGCGCCCAUCAGCCAUUAAUGCAUUCACAGUGUCCUCACCACCACCACGGGCGGGCGCACUUGAGUCCACGCCUGACCCCACAGGUAGACGUAGGUCUUCUGCUGCACCGUCGCCGCCUGCUGCUUGAGCUGGUGGACCUGAUUGACACACGACACACAUGGGCGGCCUAGGGGCGUGCGUGCAGUGGAAGGGAUGAUACCUUGAUGGGGGCCGGCUGCUGCUCGUGUUGCUGCUGGUCGUGCUGCUCGUCAGCCGCCUCCUCUGCAGACAGACAGACAGACAGACACACAGACAGACAGACAUGGACCGCAUGAGCAAAGAAUGUCGACAGGGUGUUUGUGCACACACAUUCGGGGCCUGUAUGGUCACUCAGCCACACGUACCCUCCUGCCUCUCCUCCUGCUGCUUCCGCUGGUCUUCCAUCUGGCCGGCGUCUGCCGCCUCCCUCUCCUCGUCUGCAGACAGGCCAGACACCCAAUGUCAUAUCUGUAACAGCCGUCCGUAUCCGUCUGUGGACCCACUCACCGCCGCCAGAUGAGUUGUCGUCGCCUUGGUAGCCCAGAAACCAGCUGGGGUGGCUGUGCAUGGGGUGGGCGUAUUGCCGGCCGAAGUCCAUCCACCAGACGUCUGCAUCAAUCGGUACACACAGCCCAACACACAAGGGGUGUCUGUGUGUUCAUUUGUCGAUAAUGUAUUGCCCCCGCACCCACCGUCGUCGUCCUCGUCGCCCUCGCCCUGCAGUAGGUCUCCCGCUGGUCGAAGUGCUCGGCGAACUCCUCGUUGUCGGGCCGCUGCUCAUCUGAACAAACAACAGACCGGUACAGUGCACCUGCCUGCCUGCCUGCAUGCCAUCCAUCCAUCCAUCCAUCCAUCCAUCCAAUGGCGCAUCCAUCGACCAAUACGUACCCUUCUUGGCGGCCUUGGCGAAUCCCUGAUGUGACUCGUCCCCUUGCUGACCAAGGAAGAGAGAGAACGAAGCGAAGGCGUACCUGCGACGACACGCCGCAGGAUUGUCCCAAAGACCAAAGCAGACCACAUGUGUAUGCAAGCUGCUUUGCUGUCGUGCAUCCCGACCACAGGUUGUGUGACAUUCUGACCUCGGACCGUUGCCACACCAUCUUGGCAGCCAAAGGCGCGCGAAGGCCUCACAACGCUCCAUCUGGACGCAACACACGAAUGACCACACAUACAGGAUAGGGAUGAGCGAAGGAAUGGGCCCCGUCUGCCUUUCCUUCCCUCAGAGAGCUGUCCGGUGGCUGGCGCCCGCUAUCGAGCUUGGGCUGCACCUGAAUUCAACAAAAAGGACAAGUGCAGUGCCGAGGGUAACGUCGCCUUCUC